Molecule: messenger RNA, 2022 nt
Organism: Erigeron canadensis
Lineage: Eukaryota; Viridiplantae; Streptophyta; Magnoliopsida; Asterales; Asteraceae
Product: protein NRT1/ PTR FAMILY 7.2-like
Exons: 5
Coding region: 114-1925 (603 amino acids)
Biological process (GO): transmembrane transport
Cellular component (GO): membrane
Molecular function (GO): transmembrane transporter activity
Source: RefSeq, a predicted model, not a curated record
GCUAGCUAGCUAGCUUCUUUCUCUCCUUUAACUUCUAAAUUGAAAUUUGAUCAUAUAUAUCUACAUAUAUCAAUUCAUAUCAUUCAAGAAGAGCUAGCAACAAUCUAUUAAAUAUGGCUUGUUUAAACAUGCUUAAAAUGAGAAAAGUCGACGAGAAGGUGGCUAAAAAGAACGAGGAGUGCACUCUUGAUGGAUCAGUCGAUAGGAAAGGCCAACCAGCUAUUCGUGCAAGAACUGGAUCAUGGUUUGCUGCGAUCCUCAUACUCGUGAACCAAGGGCUAGCCACACUAGCAUUUUUCGGAGUAGGUGUGAACUUGGUUCUGUUUCUGACUAGAGUCAUGGGUCAAGACAAUGCCGAAGCGGCAAACAACGUUAGUAAAUGGACCGGAACUGUCUACCUCUUUUCGCUCUUAGGCGCCUUCCUCAGUGAUUCAUAUUGGGGACGUUACAAAACAUGUGCCAUCUUCCAGGCUAUUUUUGUUGUGGGAUUAAUAUCAUUAUCACUCUCAACAUACAUAUUCUUGGUAAAACCCGAGGGAUGCGGCGAUGAAAGUACUCCAUGUGGGAAGCACUCGAGCUUUGCGAUGGCUAUGUUUUAUGUAUCAAUAUAUCUAAUUGCUCUUGGAAAUGGAGGAUAUCAACCAAAUAUAGCCACAUUUGGUGCUGACCAGUUUGAUGAGGAUCACCCAAAUGAAGGACAUGGGAAAGUGUCAUUCUUUAGCUACUUUUACUUGGCACUAAAUCUUGGAUCACUUUUUUCAAACACUAUAUUGGGGUAUUUUGAAGAUAAAGGGGUGUGGGCAUUGGGGUUUUGGGCAUCUGCGGGUUCUGCAAUUGUCGCGUUGAUCUUGUUUCUUGUCGGUACACCACGGUAUAGACAUUUUGAACCCACUGGGAAUCCUUUGUCUAGAUUUUGCCAAGUUAUGGUUGCUUCAAUCAGGAAAUGGAAAGUUGAGAUCCCUUCUGAUGGUGAUGAGUUAUAUGAAACUGAUGGUAAAGAAAAUCCCAAUAAUGGCAGCAGAAAUAUUCUUCAUACCAAUGGAUUCAAGUUCUUGGACAGAGCGGCCGUCAUCACUUCAAAGGAGAACUCGGUUGAGAUUAAUGAUAUCGAUAACAAAAGCCCAUGGCGCCUUUGUACAGUGACCCAAGUCGAAGAAGUAAAAUGCAUUCUAAGACUCCUUCCAAUUUGGCUAUGCACAAUACUCUAUUCCGUAGUAUUCACCCAAAUGGCGUCUUUGUUUGUCGAACAAGGAGCUGCCAUGAAAACAAACAUUGCAAACUUCCACAUUCCUCCAGCAAGCAUGUCAAGCUUUGACAUCCUUAGUGUUGCAGCAUUUAUUUUCAUUUACAGACGAGUGCUUGACCCGUUAGUGGCCCGUGUCAAAAAAUCACCUUGUCCAAAAGGACUAACCGAGCUUCAAAGAAUGGGAGUUGGCCUUGUGAUAGCCAUAUUAGCAAUGAUAGUAGCAGGCACUGUAGAACACUUCAGAUUAAAAUAUAAGGACAACGAUUGCACCAAUUGUGAAGGGUCGUCGAGCACUUUGAGUAUUUUUUGGCAAGUACCACAAUACGUGCUUAUUGGAGCUUCAGAGGUUUUUAUGUAUGUCGGACAACUGGAGUUCUUUAAUGGGCAAGCGCCCGACGGGCUAAAAAGCUUUGGAAGCGCGCUAUGUAUGACAUCAAUUUCGCUUGGGAACUAUGUUAGUAGUCUGCUUGUGACAAUUGUGAUGAAGAUUUCUAAAGGUGACAAUAUGCCUGGAUGGAUUCCUGGAAAUCUGAACAAGGGUCAUUUGGACAACUUUUAUUACUUAUUAGCUGUUUUGACAAGUGCUGAUUUUGUGGUCUACUUGUUAGUGGCAAAUUGGUAUAAGUACAUCAAGUUUGAAGGGAGAAGUGAAAAAUUAGAAGGCUGCCAACAUGUUUGAUAUGCAAGUUUGAUGUGUUUGGAUUGAUUAUUUUUGUGUAAAAUAUUAAAUUAAAAAGAUAUUAAUAAUGUAUAUUGGUCCCUUUUUUUUCCCCUCA